AUGUCAAACGACAAUAGUGGGCAAUCAGAAUUUUGUCAAAGUUUUGCUUGUGCAUUACAGAGCUGUCUGCACAAAAAUACAUACAAUCCUGAUAAAUGUGAAAAAGUCUUGAACAAACUAAAACAAUGUUGUUUAGAACAUGGUGCUCAAAGUCCUGUUAUUUGUUCUGGUUUUCCUAUUUCUAAAUCGUCAUCAUCAAAAUAA
Rotaria socialis is the source of this 204-nucleotide messenger RNA. Lineage: Eukaryota; Metazoa; Rotifera; Eurotatoria; Philodinida; Philodinidae. The record is from the annotation of a GenBank genome assembly.